Messenger RNA from Penicillium antarcticum, 1587 nucleotides. Its product is annotated as putative GABA permease. The coding region runs from base 1 to 1587 and encodes 528 amino acids. NCBI's taxonomy places the organism in Eukaryota, Fungi, Ascomycota, Eurotiomycetes, Eurotiales, Aspergillaceae. The record is from RefSeq and is a predicted model, not a curated record. The transcript has 5 exons. Gene Ontology annotation, molecular function: transmembrane transporter activity. Gene Ontology annotation, biological process: transmembrane transport; amino acid transport. Gene Ontology annotation, cellular component: membrane.
AUGUCGACUAUAGAGGAUGACCCGAAGGUGUUUCAGGGCAUGCCUAAUGAAGAUGCCCGUCUGGAGAAUUUGGGAUAUGAGCAAGAGCUCAAGAGAUCUUUUGGUCUCGUGAGUAUGAUUGGAUUUAGUUUCAGUGUGGUAACAUCAUGGACGGCAUUGAGUGGUGUAUUCAUCGUCGGCGUGACUUCCGGCGGUCCUCCUGUUAUGAUCUUCAGUUUCAUUGGUGUCAGUCUGUUAACAUUAGCUGUCGCCAUUCCUAUGGCAGAGAUGUGUUCGAUGUACCCUGUGGCGGGUGGUCAAUAUUCAUGGGUCGCGGCACUGGCUCCUCCCAGUAUAGCUCGAGGUCUUUCUUACGUGACUGGAUGGUUCAUGUUGAUUGGUCUAUUGGCUAUGGGUGCCACAAAUAACUCGAUUGCCUCGAACUUUGUUCUCGGCAUGGCCAACCUGAUAUUCCCCGAAUUCGAAAUUCAAAGAUGGCAAACUGUCCUAGUCGCCUACCUCGUCGCAUUCCUCUCAGCCGCCGUGAACCUCUGGGGUUCCCAUUUACUCCACCGAAUCUCAAAAGCGAUUUUGAUUUGGAACGUUGCAUCAUUUGUUAUCGUUACAGCCACUAUCCUCGCCACAAACGAUCACAAGCAGCCAGCAUCCUUUGUAUUCCAGGAUUUCCAGAACGGAACUGGAUUUGGAUCCGGCAUGGCCGCUAUUAUCGGUGUCUUACAGGCUUGCUUCGGUAUGUGCUGCUACGAUGCCCCGUCACAUAUGACAGAGGAAAUGAAAUCGGCCUCGAAAGAAGCGCCUAAGGCCAUUGUUCUCGCCGUUGUACUCGGUGCAGUCACUGGACUCAUUUUCCUUGUUUCUCUCUGCUUCUGCAUCGGUGAUAUCGAAUCGACAGCUGGCACGAGUACCGGUGUACCCGUUAUUCAGAUUAUCUAUGAUUCCACAGGAAACAAAGCUGCUACUGUUAUCUUGUCAAGUUUAAUAUCAGUCAUUGUCAUCGUGGCUGGAAACAACAUUCUUGCUGAAGGCUCGCGUGCUGCGUAUGCCUUUGCCCGAGAUAAUGGUCUGCCUUUCUCCAAGUUCUUUAGCAAGGUCGAGAGCAAGUCUCACGUCCCUGUCAAUGCUGUGCUUCUCACUCUUGCUGUGCAACUUGCGCUUGGUGCUAUUGAGUUUGGUACAACCACUGGGUUCCAGACUGUUAUUGCUAUCUCGACCGAAGGAUUUUAUCUAUCAUAUGCAAUGGCACUUAUCAGUCGCCUGGCUGGAUACUUUUUCGGCCAUGUAACUAAGCUCGACGGGCCCUACUCUUUCUCCGUGCCAGUCUCUAUCGCUCUCAACAUCAUCGGACUCCUGUUCCUUCUCUUCGCCGCCAUUACCUUCAACUUUCCGAGCACAAACCCUGUUGAUCAGCAAUCUAUGAACUAUACCAGUGCUGCUGUUGGUGUUAUUGGCGUUAUCAGUUUUAUCACCUGGAUUACAACGGGUCGCAAGCAAUUCUCUGGCCCUGGUGGUGUGAGCUUCUUAAGUGGACAGAAUACCGCACAAGAGGUCACCGCAGCAGAUGCACCGGUGGCCGAGAAGAAAAGUUGA